AUGGGUAACGCCCUUGGAUUUCUCUACGGAAAAUGCUGCAAACCCACAACGACCGAUGAUUCUCUCGGUCCUCAUGGCGUCUCCGCCGCAACCGUCGGUGUUUCAGCUCUCGCUCACGAUCUCUUCAACUUCGAGAUCACUUCCAAGGUUCCUGAAGGGCUUGGGAGAUAUGUUGUUUCGUCUAGAAAAGCUCAAGCAAAUUGGUAUAGAAAAAUACUUGUGGCAUGGAAGCAAGCGAAACCUCCACCACAGACGGCAGAGGAAGCUUCUAGGCUUGUUACUGAGAUCUUGAAAAGGAAUCAGAAAGCAGAUGUUGAGGGACUUUUGUCUUUCUAUGGACUUCCUUUGCCUCAUACUCUGGUUGAGGUCUCUACUGAAGCUCCUGUGUCUUUACCUGAAGGGGUUCUUUUUGAAUUUCAAACGCUUCCGGUGGAUCCAAAGGCUGUGGCAGAUGGAGACACCAUCACAGUGUAUGUCAGUACUUCAGAACCGGUCGUGUCAUCUUCUGUUCCAAAGGAAGUAAAGGUUGCAGCAGUUCAAAGAGCAAAAGCACGUGAAACGAGGAAUUACACAAGAGCAGAUGAACUUCACCAGAAGAUCAUCGAUUCUGGUUACAGGGUGCUAAAUAUUGAGAAUGAGGAAGUGCUUGCUAAGAAAUUCAGGAUUAGACUAAGGGGAAUAGAUGCACCAGAGAGCCAAAUGCCGUUUGGGAAAGAGGCACAAGAAGGGCUCCUUAAGAUUGUUCAGUGGAAAAGCUUGAAAGUGUUAGUUUAUGGAGAAGAUCAAUAUGGACGAUGCGUAGGAGAUUUAUACUGCAAUGGGAUUUUUGUUCAGGAGGCAAUGCUAAAGAAAGGUCUUGCUUGGCAUUACAUAGCUUAUGAUAAGCGCAUGGUUCUCGCAAAGUGGGAAAAAGAGGCGAGACAGAAACGUAUUGGCUUGUGGGCUUCCUCAAAUCCAGAGAAGCCAUGGGACUGGAGAAAGAAUAGACGCGUGUAA
Molecule: messenger RNA, 996 nt
Organism: Arabis nemorensis
Lineage: Eukaryota; Viridiplantae; Streptophyta; Magnoliopsida; Brassicales; Brassicaceae
Source: the annotation of a GenBank genome assembly